UCCAAAACAGAGGGUGAAGGUGAAAAGUUUUACACAAACCCAUAUUAAUGUCCGAAAUUUCAGUGUCUUAUUGCGGCUAAAAACACUUCAGCUUUGGUUUUUGAAACCCACCAACAAGCAAAAGUCUUCUUCUGUGUUGUUAGCUUUCACAAGCUCCAAUGGCUAUUACGGCAUUUUCUAACUCCAGCAUUGAAUCUGGGUUCUCCCCUGCUCAGCAGAAGAACAUGGAGCUCGUUGCUGCUGGUGAGAAGAAGCCAAAGAGGUGCAAUUCUCGUGGUGUUCGGAUUGUGGGAAGCAGAAUCUACGAUUCUGAUAAUGGAAAAACUUGCCACCAGUGCCGCCAGAAAACACGGGAUUUUUGUGCUUCGUGCAAGAAUUUGAAGAAUGGGAAGCCCUGUUCCAUUAAAUUCUGUCACAAGUGCCUCCUCAAUAGGUAUGGAGAAGAUGCCGAAAAGGCAGAGCAGUUGGACAAUUGGGCUUGUCCAAAGUGUAGAAACAUUUGCAACUGCAGUUUUUGCAGGAAGAAAAAAGGCGAAUUACCUACUGGUCCACUGUUUCAUACAGCUAAGGCAACUGGGUUUAAAUCCGUGUCUGAAAUGCUUGUUGCAAACACAUCUAAGUAUAACGAGAUGGGAUCCAUCAUGGAGCAUGAACACGUUAGUAGUUCAAGUUUUGAUGAAGUGCUAGCUUGCAAAGGUGCUUCACCCAUGAAACCAAUUGCGUCGGAGAAGGACCUUGUAGUAUUUCUCUCGGGGGAAGUGGAGAAGGAAAACUCUUCACAAACGAACAGUAGUUUACAGCUUGACCCCGUAAACACUCAGAGGAAUUCUACCAAAAUAUCUAAGAAGACGGCGCGUGAAGAAUUAAAGGAAAUAUGUAAUGCAAAGAAUGGUGAUAAUGCUGGCAAAAAGAAGAGCUACAAAAAGCGUAAAAUUUGCCAAGAAGUUCCAAAUGAGGAAAAAGGGAACGCAAAUGAUGACACCAGAGCUUGUAGCAAAGUCGCUGAAAAGGAAACAAAGGAACAUAGAAAUCAUCACCUUAUUUCUGUGGAUCCUGCAAAUGAUUUCAUUGAUCCAAUGACUUCGACCCCAAAGAAAAAUGUGCAACAUAUGCACGCUGAAAAUUGGAACUGUACUGUGCCGAUAGAUAGUUGUGCUGGUGCCGAAGUCCAAGUGGAAAUGGCAAGGUUUGCUAGUGUUGGUAUGAACUCUGUGAUGGAUAAAACUGAAGAGGAAAUUCCUUUGCCUCUUGGAGCGGAGUUAACAAAAGUAUUGGACAUUGAGCUUCCACCUGAAAAUGUUGGGAAUGCACUGCAGCUCCUAGAGUUUUGCAGAGUAUUCGGCAAGGCUCUUGAUUUGAAGAAUGGAGAGGCUGAGGCCAUGUUACGAGAAUUGAUACGUAAGCAAAAUUUACGUCGAGGACAAAACAACUUGGUGGUUCAAUUUCAAAUUAGAAUGUUGACCCUCAUAUUUAAUGAUUCAGAAAAUGAGUAUCCAUCCUUGACUGCCAGCGAUGGAAGUAAUUCAUGGUUGAAAGCGCUGAAAGAUUUAAUAGCUGAAUCUGAUUAUAUAAUGAAGGAUUUUCCUUUGGAUUGGCUUGAAGAAGGUGCAAGUGGAUAUCACAACUUGGAUUUGUCUAGGAAGCUCACUUUGCUGAAUUUUCUUUGUGACGAAGCUUUGGGCACUGAAAAAUUGAGGUGUUGUAUUGAAGAUCAAAAUGCAAAACAUGCAGAAGAUGUGAAAGAAGCAAAAUCCAAGGUUGCUGAAGCUGUGGACAAGGAGAAGGGUCUUAGGAAGAAAUUGCAGUCAGAGACGGUUAACGGUAUUAUGCUAAAGGUGACUCCACUUCAAAUGGAGAAGCAUAAUGCUCUACUUACAAAGCUAAAAAGUGAAGUGGUUCAAGCUCAUGAUGAGGUGUUGAAGUUAAAGGGUGCACUUCCAAAAGAGAAACGUGGUUCUGAUGCCAUGAGAAUAAAGCCCGAGUUUGUGGACAACGAUGGAAAGGUAUUUUGGAAGUUGAAAAGUUAUAACGAUGAAAGCAGUGUUCUUUUGCAAGAUGUGAAAAUGCAAGACGAAACUGCUUCUUCAUCUGAAGAAAAAUGGUUUGUUUAUGGUCCUGAGAAGAAGGAAGAGGUUGAUAAGUAUAUUCACUCAAGGGCUAAAAGACUCAAAAGCCACAAAGGUUAAGAGUAAUAGCAUAAUUGUUGGCCAAAACGCAUUGUUUGAGGUAGAUUCAUAUAGGUAUUGGUGGACAUCUUUCUAUGCUCGACCAUUUUUGAUUGAGAGUUGAGUAGGUUCCCCGUUUUUUGUGUUCUUUGUAUAAAUGGAAGCAUUAUUGUGAUAUACAAUCAUGUAGUACGAUUGUAAAGUUGAUGAUAAUGCUAAAACUUGAAAAAGAAUAUGAACUUGUUGUAUCUUGUUGUAGUGAAUAAUAAAGCUAGAAGUUUAUUUUUUAUAGAAACAAGAGAAACAUAGGUUUUGAUGUAAUUACCAUUCUUAGUAAUCUUAUUCUUCAUUUAACUAGUUAGA
Molecule: messenger RNA, 2528 nt
Organism: Vigna unguiculata (cowpea)
Lineage: Eukaryota; Viridiplantae; Streptophyta; Magnoliopsida; Fabales; Fabaceae
Biological process (GO): regulation of DNA-templated transcription
Cellular component (GO): nucleus
Source: RefSeq, a predicted model, not a curated record